AUGAGGCUAAUCAAAAUAAAUAAUAAAAAUAUGCAAGAUCUAGGCAUGAUAUUCUUGGUUUGGUUUUCCAUUCCACUAUCACUCCUCAUAAAUUCCCUUCUCCUCUUUCCUUUCCCUAGGUUUCUCAAGCUUUACAUACAAAGACUCAAUCCUCAAAUUUUCACAGGAUUUUUCAUUGCAUCACUUGUGGUAUUUACUAUUUACGCAGCAUUUUUCUAUCUAGAAGAAGAUCAUAUUGUCGGAGAAACUGUUGCAAUCAGACUUGAAGCAAAAGCUAGAGAAUGGAGAAAAGGUCGCAAUUUUUAUUCAUCUUUUUUCAAUUUUGUGAAUUGGGCUGUGGUGUAUGGGACAUUGCGUCUUCGUAAAAAAAUUGAAGCUAUAAACGCCAAAAACAAUUAUUAUUGAAUAAUUAUUUUGCAUAGGACUUUUCCUUACUCCACCCCGUGAUCAAUCAAAAAUCUUGUUCGCUCACGGAGGGGGUUUAAAUUUGUUUUAUAUAUAAAAUUUUAUAGAAAUUUUUUUUUUUUUUCGAAAUUUAAAAAAAAUCCUAAUUCGCAAAAAUUAGAAAGCAAAUAUCAAUUAAAUUUGUAAAAUUUAUGUUUAAAAUGCAAUUUGUUUAAAUUAAACAGAAUUAGCUCGAGAUUUCAUUAUACUAAUUAUCACUUAUAUAUCAAAAUUUUUUCCAUAAAAAAUUCUUCUAUUAAAAAAAAUUUUGUUCGCUCACAGAGGGUGGGUUUUUGGGCGAAAUAGGGGUUUUUCUAAUGGUUUUAUUCGCUCACGGAGGUGGAGUUAGAAAUUAUUUUUUUUACUAAAAAAAGCCCUAUUUUUUACUGCAAAAAAUAUUUUUUAAUAUAUAAAAAAUAUUUAAAAAAAAAAACCCCUGGUAUAA
Messenger RNA from Blepharisma stoltei, 889 nucleotides. Lineage: Eukaryota; Ciliophora; Heterotrichea; Heterotrichida; Blepharismidae. The record is from the annotation of a GenBank genome assembly.